AUGAUACUGUACAAGCAUAUAAAAAAUGUGAAAACAGAAAAUGAAGCUAAAUUAUUAUUAGCUGAUAUACAAGUUCGACGUGAUGCUGGAAUUUUUAAUUGGUUCACAAAUAUCAGCAAAAAUAUUUGGAAAUUAUUUACAUCAAUUAAUAGUAGUGAUCUUUUUCGAAAAAAAAAUUGUUCACAAUUUCAAUGUUGGACUGAUCGUAUGCAAGAAAUAUUUCAUCAAUUACAUAAAUAUCAUAUUAAAGAAAAUGAUUAUAUUAAAAAUAUGCAAGAAAUACCAUUAACAAAUGGUUUUUUACAUUUAAUUAUUAUUAGUAAUUCAAAUCUUGUUUUUAUAAAUAUUAUUUUAAAAUAUCAUCAUCUUUAUCAUAAUUUUAAAGAUAUAUUUACAAAUCCAGCUUAUUUUAAUAAAAAUGAACAAUAUUUAAUUAUAGAACAAUAUGGUCAACAAACAUGUCCAUCAAAUAUGUGUAAAUGA
Rotaria sp. Silwood1 is the source of this 483-nucleotide messenger RNA. NCBI's taxonomy places the organism in Eukaryota, Metazoa, Rotifera, Eurotatoria, Philodinida, Philodinidae. The record is from the annotation of a GenBank genome assembly.